GCCUCCGCAGCCAAGCCAAUUUCAUAGCCUGUGUGCGGCCGGUCAGGCUCGGAGCAUCUGUUUUAGAUUGCUUUUGUUGAGACAGACCGCCCGCGACCGCGUUGGGACGCGCGAAACCGGGCCCGGAGCGCCCACAGCCCUGCCGACCGGCAGCGUCUCUUUUGGACGCUGCCGGCGGGGCGCCGCGGAGCCGUAUUGGUCCGGCGCCGCCGCCGCUGCAGGGCCGCGCGCGAGCCCGCUCACUCAAGACAAGGACCGCGCAGAGCGUCGCGAUAAAACGGGACCAUGGCCUCGUACCUCUACAAUUCCUUAAAGAGAAUUGUCGUCGGAGAAGAGGACGACGACCCGUCCUGUCUGAAGGACCCCGUGACCAUGGCGCUGUACGAAGAUCCUUUGAAGGGUCUAGGUCUCAAACAAACCGCACAACCGUGGGACACGAGAGACGCGCUGCGGACGAACUGCUUGAAUUUAGUAGCGCAAUCGUCUCUGAACCGACGAGAUAAACCUCUACUACCGCAUAAAUACGCGCUCAUCGCCUACCACCUCGCGGCGAAAACCAUCAAGGUGACGAAGGCGCAGGACCUCAAAAGGCUCCUGGACGAGGAACCGCACUUGUUCUCUGGUGCGGUCCCGCGUCGCGCGCAGGUGCCUUCACGCCAUCGAGCCGCGUCGUCUCCAGGAGAGAAGGCGUCGGGCGGUCUUUUUCGCGACUUUGAGCCGUUUCGGACCGCGUCGCGACGCCGUCGUUCCGCGCAGGCCGGCCCACGGACAUGCUGCAGAUUCUGAGGCCGGUCCACUGCGCCGGCGUGCCCACGAAUAGUCGUGUCCGAGCGGGCGCGAUGUUGCACGUCAUCUACGAUGAUUACGUCCUGUGCCAGGACCCGGGCGACGCGCUGCCGCACCAGCAGUACGUCUGCAAGGUGUCCUAUUGUGGAAGACAACAUUUCGUGAGGAGACGGUUCUCGGAGUUUAAAUUACUACACGAUAAAUUACAAAAAGAAUUACUUGUGGUGCCGGGCUUUCCGAGUGCUGAUGUGUCCUACAAAGUUGGCCUUGGCGAUUAUUCAGCGAGAGGCAAGGCUCUCUGUAGAUACGCUUGUAGAGUGCACGCCUCAUUGGGCGCGCGGGGCAUGUUCUCGCCGCGCUUGCUCGCGUUCCUGGAGAUCGACGCGGCUCGUGUUCAUAUCGAGGAGGACGGUGCGGUCUCGGCGUCCCGCGGUGCCUUCACGCCAUCGACGCGCGUCGUCUCCAGGAAUGCUGGAAGUGGGUGGUCUCUGGUCCAAAUUUGAGCCGUUUCAGACCGCGUCGAGGGACCACGAUGCUCACGCAGUCGUUCCGCACAGGUCGCGUCUCGAAGAUGCUCGACUCCACGUCCCAGGUCUCGGGGAGCGUCUGGCACAUGGUCGACGAGUUCUGGCUGAAAAAGUGGCGCAAGUUCGUGCUAGGGCGGGCGGCGCGACGUUAUGAGCCGCCGGGGCCGAUUUCCAACGAACACCUCCUCGAGAGUGUGGCGCGCACGCGCUAUCUACUGACCGAAUCGCUCACGGUGGAGGAAAGGAAGAAGCGCCAGAAGGAGCUCGACGAGCGCGCGACGACCGUCCCACCACCAAUACGUAGAGAAGCUCGGUUAGAAUUCGACCAGCGGAGUGCCGCGGUGGACAAGUACCAGACGCCAUUGGACGAGGAUAGCAAGGAGGAACCCGUACAACCGGAGCCCGCGACGAUAGGAAAACAUUAUCGGGCGAUCAACUACGACCUGUGGACGUACUGGCGGAUGGUGCACGGCGGCGGUGCCGAGUCAGCGUCUUCACGCCAUCUUCAUGAAUCGUCUCCACGAGAGAAUGGUUUCUUUUUCGAAUUUGGGGCCGUUCGGACCGCGUCGCGACGUGGUCGCCGCGGCGCCGUCCCGAGGAUCACACGAGCGUCGUCCCCGCGCAGGCCCCUGCAUCUCGCGCAAGACGAAGGAAAUCACCUCUCCGCCGGCCUGCGGCCCCGGCCAGGAGGCCGUGUCUCGCUUGCAACGCUUCGGGAGGAUGUGCAUCUCCAAACAGCGACGCAUCGCGAAGUUCUGGAAUCAUUUAUCAGGUACCGCUGCUGGAGUGAGGGAGGUCUUAGCUGAUGCUGCUGAGAGGCGUAUAAGAGAUAGAGUGGAUAGGACCCUGGGCGCGGCGCGGAACAAGCGCACGGAAGGGAGAUUGAGGUUAGCGGCUCGCUACACGCAGCGCAUGUGGCGGUCGAAGCGCGCGUACGCGUUCAACGACGAGAACGUAAAAGUGAUGAAGCACGCGCAGGAGAUCUUCGCGCGGGCCGACGGGGAGGUCGAGCACGCGUCGGCGGGCGCGCCCUUCGUCGUCGAGGAGGGGGAGAGGAUCGUGCAGGUCGGCGCGACGGAGCAGUACGAGAUCAAGUUUACCGAGUCGGAUGGUCCUUCCUUGCCCGUCGUGUUCAAGCGCCAUUCCUGUUCGGAGCUGACGUAUGUCCACUCCGUCGGGAAGGACAUGGCGAUGAAGAAGGGGCGGGAUCAAUUGGUGCGGACGCGGCGUCCGUUGGUCUUCUCGCGCGUCGCGUCGAUGGCGUCGGGGGGAGAGCAGGCCGAUUCGGGCCGCCGGUCGCCGCGAUGGCGUCGACGCCGUCUUCAUGAUCACGCGAGGGGUCCACGCGUCGCGCGAGAGCGGGUCGCGGCGAUGGCGUCUCGCGAGCGUCGUGUCGCGCCUCGCAGGUGCCCGACUCCGUGUUAUUGGUGGUCCAGUCCUACCCCGUGUCGUCGUUGGCGCACGACCAGGUCAUGCACCGGUUACGUUCGGCAAAAUGGCCCGUCACGCUUAGAUUUUCGAGACCACUCACCGAUAGCGACGUGACACCCCUCGCGCGAUGCUUGCAGCUGGAACAGCAGGGCGAACUGCCCGACGACCUGAAGCUGCAGAUGCUCAAGCGGCUCCUCAGCAAGGGCGUCGCGGUCAGGAAACACGGCUCCAGGAAGCAGGCGUACGACACGGUCGUGUACCUCAACGAGACGAUGCUCUUCUGGCGGGUGCGAUCUCGGCGUUUUGAAGUGUUGCGGUGCCUUCACGCCAUCGACGCGACUCGUGUCCAUCUCACGAGGCCGUUCGGACCGCUUUGACGGAAAUGCUCCGCGCAGGUCCGCGACGCCCUUAAGCAGCAGGCCAAUUCCAAGGUGCGCAAGAAGAAGAAGACCGAGGACGUCCAGGAGGAGGUGCGCGGUUUGAGUCUCAAACUGUGUGGAAAUCAACCAGUGCGUCGGGUGCACCCGACAAUUCUUCACUAAGUCAUUUCUCGGCGAUGACGUGGCCGUCCUGGCAAGGUCGAGCGGUGAGGGACCGGCAUCGCCACGCCAUCGAGCAGGCGUCGCGUCGAUGGCGUGGAGGUCGACGCGACGAUUCAGCACGAACGCGCCGUAAAAUUUUGAUUUCCACACAGGUCUCAAAUAUGAUCUCACUAAGGGUGUCGGUUUGUACGAUCUGCGGUACGUGCGCGUGGGCAAGAUCUCGUCGUCGUUCAAGCGCUAUGCGUCGAAGAAGGCGCCUCAGGACCGGUGUUUGUCGCUAUUUUGUGCGGGUUCCAAGACGAUAGAUCUGGAGGUGCUCGGUGACGCGAAGGAACGAGAUGCCUUCGCGUGGGCCUUCGACAAGAUCAUUGGCGAAGCGCGGGCGACGCGCAUCUUCGUGGACAAGGCCGGCGCGCCGGUCGCGCGGUCCGAGCCGAAGAAGCGGCUACGGAUGAUCCUGGGGGCGCACUAAUCGUUUUACUG
Messenger RNA from Pelagomonas calceolata, 3769 nucleotides. NCBI's taxonomy places the organism in Eukaryota, Pelagophyceae, Pelagomonadales, Pelagomonadaceae. The record is from the annotation of a GenBank genome assembly.